GAGUCAGUGAUCAUUCCUUGCUUUAUUCUGUUUGACGCAGGCGUCUAUAUCAACUUGUUACUGACUGAACAAUAUUGGAAAACAAAACCGGUAGUUAAGAUCUGAAUAUACAAGAAUGGAAACUAGCAACUGUUGUGAUGUUUUGCUGUGUUAUAUAUGUGCCCAUAUCCUCGUGUUGUUAUGCUUCAGUCGUGUAUUUGUCAAUGGAGACCAAGCGAUUUACGUCACAAAUGACACGUGCGGGAAGAUAAUUUCAUUUGCAUCGACGGAUGUUAUACAUUUUCAUUAUGACGGUAGCAAAUGGUACGACGAAGGUGGACAUCAUUUCCGAAGAUGUGAGAUCAAGAUUUCCAACAAACAUAAAGAUACAGAGUUAUGUAUUGCAUCACCGUAUUCAAGAUACACUUCGGAAUGGAUUUACAAGUGCACAGCAAGGUUCCAUUUCAGCUUCAGAUAUUACGUAUUGCCGUGCUUUGAAUAUACGUUCAAAGAAAACUGCGAAAACUCCGAGGAAGCGUUGGCUGUCUUCUUUUACCCUGUCGUGUUCAAAGAGGGUGAUUUCGAAAUAAAGAUUUACACCCGGUAUAGAGCUCCUACCACAACUUGGCACUACGAUUCUGGGGGUGAUAGUGGUAACAACAACAACUAUAAUGAUGAUGAUGAUGAUGAUGAUGGUGCGGAAACUAGUUUUUCGAGUUGGGGCGUGGCAUUUGCGAUAGUUGCUGUUUUCGUCUCUUUCUGCGCAUGCUUAUGCAGAGUUAGUAGAAGUCGAAAUUCGUCAGGCCAGAAUGUUGGUACGGACGGGCUAUCCCACGAGCCUUUUCAAGUAGAUAUGCCGGUUAUUCCAAGAUCAAAUUACCCUCCCCCGUCAGGUCAGAAUGUUGGUACGGCCGGGCUAUCCCACGAGCCUUUUCAAGUAGAUAUGCUGGUUAUUCCAAGAUCAGAUUCCCCUCCCCCGUAUGACUCCCUCAUAGUAAAUGGGAUGGACAAAUAUGGGGCACAACGAAGGGACCCAUCCAUUCCUCCUUAUUUAUCCGCUACGGAUUCGAAUACAAAUCAUCCUUCAGCUCCACCACUAACAGGCGAACAACCUCAAAACAGAGCAUGGAAUUGUUCUCCUCAGUUGCCAUCAGCUUCACCACAUAGUGGAGAACCACGUCAAAAUGGAGCAUACAAUGUUCCUCAUCAAGAGCCAUCAGUAUCACCACAUUGUGAAGAACCGCCUCAAAAUGGAGCAUACAAUGUCCAGUAUAGCGUUGAAGAGAGCGAAAACAGACACACACAUAGAACACCAGGUUUCUCAACUAGUAAUAACAAUGAAACAAGUCAGAUUCCACCUCACGCUGCAACAGAUUUUUCAGAGUUGCCUCCACCUCCAUCAUAUGAAAUGGUCGUAUCUGCGGAUAGCCCUUAUUUGACGAGUGACAGUAAUUAUCGCACAGACACAAGCAUUAAUGCUGCAUCUAGUCACUAAUCAUGUCAUGUGUGUCGUCAAUUUAAGUAUUUCAUACACUAUCAUUGAAUACUAAAUUACAUGAUGUUAUGAGUGCAAUGUUUGAACUGUAUGUAAUAUCUAUAGAAUAAUAAGAACUUAAUACAUGUAUUCAAUGAUUCAAAUGAUUCAAAUUUGUUUAUUUUUUUAUUUUAAAUGAUAACAAGAAACGCUGCAAACUAUUAGCGUUUCAAUUUAACGUUAAAAUGUUCUGUCGUCAUAACCAUAUUGCAGAGUGUUUUCUUUCUUUUUGUUUAUGCAUCAACUUUCAUAUCUGAAAGGUUUCCAGUAGGCAGUGCUCUUACCAUGUACUAUAGUAUCGUCGGGAUAAUCUACAACGAUAGGUCAAUAUACGCACGCUACUUACUUAACAAUGAACCUGCUAAUACAAUGAAAAAGCAACAGUUUCUUCCUAGCAAUUUCAAAUAUAAAGUACACAAUAGCAAAACUAAUUAUCAGACAGAUGCGUAAAGUUAGUAAAAUGUUUGUUUUGUUAAGUGUUAACCUUAUAGGUUAUUGCAUUUCUUUUAUUUUUAUUAAUUAUUAUGUUCCUGUUUUAUCACUUAUUUAAGGAUUAAAAUUCAUGUCGGGGUCAUUCAUGCGAUCUUUAAUGCCCCGCUCAAAAUGGCAAUUCCCGUGAAGAGCGUGAAUUUCAAUUCUUAUAUUUACAAGUGUUUUGCACACUUAUUGUAAUACAUUUUUUUCUCAAAAUCAUUAAAAAAAGGCUUCCAUUUUUCAUACGAAGAGGAACUACGCGUCACUGUACCAAUGAAUGGAACAGCAAAGUACCGCCCCUUUUUUAACCGUUUCACACGAAUGCAAUUUUAUCAUUACGCAGAAAAUAGUUCUGUUAUUUUGUCUCGUAUUUUUAACUUUAUUUUACCUUUAAAAACAAUUAAAAGGAAAUCUGCUUCACAUCUUUCAUUUAAUGACAGCUCAUGUUUUUUUAAAUUAUUUUUUUAAAGUUUUGACAUACUUUGGCUUUUACUAAAACUCGACAAGUCAUUGUGUGCUCGCACAAGGGAAAGAAAAUAAUUUAAAAAAUAAAAUGAAAUUAAACGAGUUUAUCCAAUUCAGGUUAGUAAAACAUUCAUUGUAUGUUGAUAUUAUGCGUUACCUUAUUAGAUUUCAAGACUCCAACUGUUAAUCUUUUGUAUGUUAACUAAAGUAUAUAAAUUAUAAAGUUUAACUGCACUUCAGUUGUAUUCCCGUCACCUUCAAGCUUCACGACGAUGAGUAAACUUACUUUCAAAUUAAAUAUAGUUUUUGAGAGUAAGCCAAGUCGGAAAAAAGCAACAACAUUGUGCUGCCAAUUCGUUUUUCCAUCAUUUCCAUUCAUUUGUUUGAAAAUUUCACAAGUCUAUCCGAAUUUGUUCAGAACGAAUCACUGACACUCUUUCUUUUCAUGUUUUGAAUUUCACAAUUCAGUUUAAUUACAGUGAACUCGUAUCAAGUAGAACAACUUCCUGUUCUAAAAUUAACAAAUACCUUGUAUUCUUGAUGUCGAAAUAUAUUAACAGUGUACAAAAUUUAAGGAAAUACAAAUUUGCCGCUUU
This is a messenger RNA of Mya arenaria, 3048 nucleotides long. RefSeq lists its product as uncharacterized. Bases 116 to 1474 code for a protein of 452 amino acids. The transcript has 6 exons. Lineage: Eukaryota; Metazoa; Mollusca; Bivalvia; Myida; Myidae. The record is from RefSeq and is a predicted model, not a curated record.